This is a messenger RNA of Penaeus chinensis, 342 nucleotides long. RefSeq lists its product as uncharacterized. The coding region runs from base 1 to 342 and encodes 113 amino acids. NCBI's taxonomy places the organism in Eukaryota, Metazoa, Arthropoda, Malacostraca, Decapoda, Penaeidae. The record is from RefSeq and is a predicted model, not a curated record. The transcript has a single exon.
AUGAAGGUAUCAAGAGCGAAGACGGAGUACUUGUGCUUGAACGGGGUGUCCAGAGGAAGCAUACGGAUGCAAGACCAACAACUGCCAGAAGUAAAUGAAUUCAGGUACCUUGGUAGCACAGUACAAUCGGAUGGUGGAGCAGAAGCAGAGAUCAGCAGAAGGAUCCAAUCAGGAUGGAACAAUUGGGAGAAGAUGACCGGUGUGAUGUGUGACAAGAGGGUCCCAGCCAGAGUUAAGGGAAAGAUCCACCGGACCGUGAUCCAGCCGACAAUGCUUUACGGGCUGGAGACGUUAAAGAGACGUAGAAGGCGACAAGGAGACUGGAGGAGGUGGCCGAGAUGA